AUGGAAGCCAUAACUACAUCACAUGACGACGAUUUGUCCAAAUCAGAGCCCACUCAGGGAAACAGCAACAAUGCCUUUCCCGAAUUAAUCGUCAGUCUUUCCUCAGACCCAGGUGGUUCCAUAGCGGAUCUUCUCGUAAAGACGAUGAAAGAAAACGACCUCAAUGAACUGAGAAGACUUUUAAACUCCAAGGUUGAUUUGCUUGCGAUACCUAUAACUACAAAAGUCAUACAUGAUGAUAGUGAGAUAUUCCUCGACCUCGCCUUGAUUCAAUGGGCUGCGGGGUUUAGUAAACCUUCAAUCAUCAAUCUUCUUUUAGAAUAUGGCGCUAAAGUGGACGAGAAGAUUCCUAUGAUUGGCGGAACCGCACUGCAUCUAGCAUCUCGAUAUGGUUCUAAAAACAACAUAGAUGUACUCCUUUCUCAAAAGCUGGAUAUAAACCAAAAAGAUCUUGAUGGAAGAACUCCAUUACAUUUGGCAUCAUUAUAUGACAGAGAGGAGAAUGUGGAGUAUCUUCUGGACACAGGCGCCGACUAUAGCCAGCUUGACAAUUAUAACAAUAUGGCAAUUCAUUAUGCUGCUUCGUUUGGCGAGCUUGAAAUUCUCAAAAAUCUUUACAGACGAGGUUCACUUAGAUAUAUCAAUGAGUCAAAUUUUUAUCACAAUGCACCACUGCAUCUAGCAAGUAUAUAUGGCCAUGUCAAUGCUGUAAAAUGGCUUGUAGGAAAGGGAGCAGCAAUUAAUCAGCCAGGAAUAGGAGGAGACACUCCGUUGCACCUAGCCACUGCCAGGGGUCAUGUCGAAAUUGUCAGGGAACUUUUGAACAACGAGGCGGAUAUUCACAAAAGGAAUGAAAGUUCCUAUUCCCCAAUUCUAAUCGCGUCUGAAAAUGGUCAUAUAAAGAUCUUCAUGGAACUAAAAACAUCAGGUGCAUUUCUCUCGGAUAUAGGCGCGCGAGAUAAUGGUACUUGCUACCACAGAGUCAUAUCGUGUUCCCAGGAAUUUUCACGCGACCACAACACCAUCAUAGACCGUUUGGUAGGUGAAGGUGUAGAUAUCAACCAACUGAAUGCUCAUGGCUAUUCACCUUUAUUUCUUGCAUGUAUAAAGCAAAAGCUCGAACAUGCCCAGUGCCUCCUGAAGUAUGGUGCCAACGUCAACCAAAUGGGGCCUCGAAAAAAUCUGACUCCUUUGAUGGAGGCUUGCUGUCUUCCUGCCGGUGGCAUAGUCGAAUUGCUCCUGCGGCAUAAUGCUGAUACAGCAAUAGAGAGCAGUCAUGGGAUGACUGCCUUUGCUUACGCCGUCUCCCACAAUCAUCUUGCACACGUCAAGCUUCUUAUACAGAAUAAUGCCAACGUCACAUGUCCUGAUCAUCGAGGGAUCACACCUCUUCACAUUGCCGUUUUGUACGAAAAGAAUAUUGAUAUUGCGCUCGAAAUUCUGGCUGCGAAACAAUACUACCCCGAGAGUCCAUCCGCGGAAUACUCUUACAUUAAAAGCACUUUUGAGAUUCGUGAAAUCGAGAUGGGAUUACUACAAGGCUUUAAAAACUCCAAGUAUGAGACACUGGAGCAGCUUCACAUCAUCAUGUAUUGGGCAGUCUCUAAUGGCGCAAAAGAUUUGGCUAACCGGUGCAUUGAUAAUGAUCGACGAGUACUGCGCUGGACCAGAGAAGGAGCUACAUGGCUUCACAUAAGCGCUAAAAGUGGUAUGGUCGAAAUUGCACAACUCCUCUUAGGAGAAAUGACGAUGCUAUCAGACGCACCGGAUCAGCCAUUAGGGUGGGCGGCAGUUGCUUUGAUCAUACAGCAAAAUAGUCGAGGGGACUCGCCAUUGGCUAUAGCCAUUGGAAAAGGGCAUGAUCAAGUAGAGGACUUGUUUUGGUCCCAAAUCGAACAACUUCGAAUCACCGAAAAAAGAUUGAUGAAGUCUUAUCCAGAUAUUGCAGCUCAGAUUCUCGAGUUUCUAGCUCGACAUGAAGAGCCCGGGAAUGAAGAGAUACUCAAAGAAUUUUUGAGGUCCGAUGAUAAGAGCAAUGCCAGAGACUCGGAAGUUUUUACAGCUCUCCAGUGGGCAGUUUGUCGAUCCAAGGCAGUGAUUGUAUGGUGGUUGUUGUCGAAGGGCGGUUACUCGUCUGACAAGAUCAACAGCGCCUUGAAGCUUGUUGUUGAAAAUACAGACAAACAAUCUAAAACCAUAAAGGAAUUGCUCCGGGAUCCUCCGCCAACUCUCGAUCAUGUCUCAAAUCCGAACAAGAAGCAUAAGCGCAAGUUUACAAAGUCCGCAAAUAGCAUUCGUUUCAAGAAAUAUCAGGGGAGCAUUGUUGAUAUUCUUCCUGGUGCAGAACCAAAACGUAUUAAAUAUGCCCCCUCAAGUGUUCAAGACCUGAUUUACGAUAUUGGCCCAGAGAAUAUAAUGAGAGAAGCCGGAGAUUUAAGUCAGCGCCAUUUAGCGUUACUGAAGGAGACCCAAAAGAAAGAUUGCGGGCAUUUCUCAAACAGGAUUGGUGUUCAGACGAAAGACUCUCCGAGUCUGGAUUCAACUUCACCCCAACAUGAAGAACUUGGUAAUGAGGAACCUUCAAGCAGCAGCCUGCGUGAGUUUGAUCUUCGCUGGAUUCAUCUUCCUGUUAACGAGUUGCAUCUAAUGCGAGACCUUGUAAGUCGGCUAUCAAGUGAUUCGGGAAGAUCUGAGAGAGAACAUAUGGCUAUUAUGAAACACUUCAACAAAAGCUGGACAGAGCUGGCUGCAGGCGCAGAACGUUAUUACAUGAAACCCCAAUUUGUGCGCAAGCAGGAAGCUAGCCAUUACCAUUCAAUCAAUGAUCUUGAUGGCGAGCAAGCACCAAGAGAAAUCACCGCCGGCGCUUGCGCGGCACUUUACAUGCCAUAUUUAGACAUAGGGACCUUUCCUGGCAAAGGGGAUAAGUCUUCAACGACUGAAUCUCCCGCUGUGCUUGACGAGUCUAUCAACGAGCGUAACUCGAGAGCCGUUAAACAUUUGCCGAUGACUCUCGACCAAUAUUACUAUCCAACGAUUGAAGAUACUUCAAAAAGAGAUAAUGAUCAAGUGCUGUCAAAAUUCUUGCAAAAGAAAUCGGGACAAUCUAAAGACAAAAAAAUACUCAUGGUAAACCAGCUUUGGAUUUGGAUUAUCGACAAAAAAACCAUCAUUACGGCCACGACUCAAAAAUUCGAUAAAUCUUCCAAGGAAAAAAAUAGCGAAGCAGACCGAGAACCUCCAGAGAGCCUCCUCCAGAAUGCAUUGGAUAACAUACUUCACGGCGAGACCAAAAGUCAAUUUGAACGGACAAGAACAGUCGAUUCCCUGAUGGAGCUUCUUCUUGGUGUUGCAUCAGGGCUCUUCAUAAAACGAUUUGUCCCUGUUUCUGAUCAAAUCUACAAGGGGCCGAUUGAAAUAUUUCGAGAGUCAAUUAGAGAUGUGGCUGAGAAAGAAUCUUCGCUUUUCCAAGAAUUUCUUGAAGGUCUCCAGGAAGCAAAGCCUCGGGGACCAGAGCAAAAGAAAAGACAGCCUUCCAGUGAAGAGUCUGACUCCAAGUCAUCGGAUAGACCAAUUCCUUUAAAUCGCUAUCAUGUUAUUUCAUCUGAAACCGAACUUCUCAACAUGAUACGAGAUAUCCGUGACGAGCUUCAUAUGCUCAGAUCUCUAGCGGAGGACCAAGAAAUUGUUUGGAAGCAGGCCUUUGCUUCCAGUGACCUCAUGCACUUCAAGGCUUACACUCCCACUAAUGUCAAGAAAGAUCUGGAUGAUAUGCUUUCUGAAGCAGAUAAAACAGAGGGUUAUAUCAACACUCUGCUCGACCUACGACAAGCGGAAUUCGGCAGAUUACAAGCAUACGAUUCAGCCAGGCAGUCCAACAGUAUCUUCAUAUUUACUAUCAUGACCAUUGUAUUUCUUCCUCUCUCAUUCUUAACGUCUCUCUUCGCGCUAAACGUAUCCGAUUUUCCCCACGAAGGGGACAACGUGCAAUAUAAGGCGCGGUGGAUAUUUCCUAUCAUCUUUGGUGUCACCGCACUUGUCUCUGUUCCCGCUACCAUCUUCGCGUGGAAAGUCAACGCCAUUUCUAGCUUUCGACCACGAAAUAAUAUUGCCAGUCAAAGUUCGAAGCAUACUGAUGCUAUAAAGGGAGCUUUGAGUAGAGUAAGAAGGAGAGGUAGGAAACAGCAUGAUAUCGAGGCAAAAUAA
Messenger RNA from Botrytis porri, 4206 nucleotides. RefSeq lists its product as uncharacterized. Gene Ontology annotation, molecular function: metal ion transmembrane transporter activity; aspartic-type endopeptidase activity; protein binding. The transcript has 11 exons. Gene Ontology annotation, cellular component: membrane. NCBI's taxonomy places the organism in Eukaryota, Fungi, Ascomycota, Leotiomycetes, Helotiales, Sclerotiniaceae. Bases 1 to 4206 code for a protein of 1401 amino acids. Gene Ontology annotation, biological process: metal ion transport; transmembrane transport; proteolysis. The record is from RefSeq and is a predicted model, not a curated record.